AUGAACACGCUAUUUCGUUUCGUAUUUUUGCGAGCUCUACCGCUCGUGCAACAACCAGAGCUACGUUCCGCAUCUGCAACCGAGCUCGCUGACAUAGCAAAGCAGAUAACCUCAACUGCACAAGAUCGCUACACGCACCACCUGGAGCGUCUGGAACGUAGCCGCUUAGCACCGUCCGCUGGAACACCGUCCGCUUCCGUACCCGAGACGACCACGCUCGAUGAACGCUCCCAGACGCACGUGCGUUUGGCCUCAUGGGCGCUGGGUGCCUAUCGCACGCUCUACCCUCUGCUCAGUAACGACGAAGAGCGCACCCUCCGAGUCGUUCGACAGGGGUUCGGCGUCCAGGGUGACAGCACACCGCAAAGCGUAUCACUGCUGCAGCGCUUGAUGGUGCGCUUCCGCUUGUUUCUCGCACGAGACCCGCGCCGUGCUCGUCUGAUGCUUGCUGAGCGUUUCGUUGCCGACCUAGGUCCAUUGUUUGAGGCGCGCUGGGCCCCGACGCGGCAUCCCGAAGCGCACGACGUGCUCCUCAUCCAUCGCUGUCUUUACGAGGAAAUCUUUCGCCUCGAGGGCGUGCCCAAACUGUUAUCCUUAUUUUGUGCCAUGGAUCGCGCCAACUUCGUCGACUUGUCACAGUUUACGUUAGAACCAGGGCUAGCAUAUGCCACCAAACGGCAGGCCUGUCGUUUUGAUUUCGGGCCUGCGAAACUUAGCUAG
Messenger RNA from Cyanidioschyzon merolae strain 10D, 720 nucleotides. RefSeq lists its product as hypothetical. The transcript has a single exon. NCBI's taxonomy places the organism in Eukaryota, Rhodophyta, Bangiophyceae, Cyanidiales, Cyanidiaceae. The coding region runs from base 1 to 720 and encodes 239 amino acids. The record is from RefSeq and is a predicted model, not a curated record.